Molecule: messenger RNA, 2492 nt
Organism: Exophiala dermatitidis NIH/UT8656
Lineage: Eukaryota; Fungi; Ascomycota; Eurotiomycetes; Chaetothyriales; Herpotrichiellaceae
Exons: 9
Coding region: 683-2284 (533 amino acids)
Biological process (GO): transmembrane transport
Cellular component (GO): membrane
Molecular function (GO): transmembrane transporter activity
Source: RefSeq, a predicted model, not a curated record
CCUCACUUGCAGUAGUGAUCAGCAUGCGACAUGAAUCAACUGACUCAGGCUCCGUCGUGGUCUGUAACAAGAGGUGCACAUCAUCACGGCAAGGCUUCGGCUCGACAUAGCAGCCAGGAGGAAGAGAAGCCGGGUAAAGCCGCUGGUGCUAAACACGCCGUCCAAUGCAGGGUCAGGCAAGGGGCUCGACCACGGCCUGUCAAAUGAGAGGCAUCAGGCGCUGAUUUGCUUUAUCUGGACUUCCCCGCAGCGUGCUGGCUCCCAAGUCGGGUCCCCGGCUCGAAUACCUGGUCACCUAUACCGUUGGAGGCGGAUACCACACGAGCUACCGUGGCGUUGUUCCUUUCGUGGCUCCAAUCAAUUCCUUGUGCACGAAUCAUGCAAUGUGGAAAUGCGACACCUAGACCUGGCACAAAGUGGGGUGGUUACAAGCUAUGCUAACCAGAAUCUACUAAUCCGUCUUAGGUAGCAAGAUUGAGAUUCAGCAAAGAUUCGACGUUGUUUAUCUUUGGGGGGAGAGAAUUCUCUCUCCUGUAUCCUCCAGAGUAUUUUUGAAGUGGAACAGUAUUUCUUGCAAGAAAAGUCGCAAUUGCACACUUCAUGUGGGACGACAACUCUCCUGGGUUUCCCUCAGCGUGAAGUCUUGAUAUUUGAUGCUGGUAAACCGUGUUCGAAGGCAGACAUGGAGACCGACAAGCAGGACACAGGUAGUGUCAACAGCGAUGAACAGACGCUCAUCAGCCUCGGCGUCAAGCCGGAGCUCAAGCGAACCUAUACUUUCUGGAGCUUAAUGGCAUACCAAACAACAAUCCUGUGUUCGUGGAGUUGCAACAUCGUCAUGUUUGCUUACAUCUUCACUUUGGGUGGUCCUGUGUGUCUAGUCUGGGGAACUGUCGUGGUCACGCUCGGCCAACUCUUGGUCAUGGCUUCGCUUGCCGAAUACUGUUCCCUAUGGCCCACUGCUGGUGGCCAACAAUUCUAUACACAGAUCGUCGCACCAGAAAGAUACCGCCGGUUCCUGUCUUACUUUGUUGGUUGGUGCGUGCUGGUGGGCGAGAUCUCAACAACCAGCAGUUGUGCCCUGAACAGCGCCGAGAUUGUGGCCGCACUGGUCGAGAUCAUGCACCCAGAGGUUCAUUGGCAUGCUUGGAUGACAUGGCUUAUUUACACUGGGUUUCUGAUCGCACCAGCAGUGACCAACUUGGCGCCGAAGUAUCUUCCGAAGUUGCAAUUAUUUGGCUCAUUCUUCAACCUUUCCAAUGCGCUGACGUGGGCCAUCGUCUUCCUCGUCAUGGCUGACAAAAACAGCUCGAAGUUUGUCUUUACCGAGUUCCUUAACACCUCAGGCUGGUCGCCCAAAGGCUGGGUCUUUAUACUCAGCAUGUACGUUCCCAUUUACGGUCUCUAUGGCACCGAUGGCGUGAUGCACUUGGCGGAAGAAAUGAAGAAUGCUUCACGAGAUGCUCCUCGCGUCAUGAUGUGGUCGAUGCUCUGGGCUGGUGUGACCGCCUGGUUGUCAAUGAUUGUCAUGUGUUACACAGUAGGACCUAAUUGGGAAGACUACUUGCAAGCCACUUCUUCCUAUGUGGCAUGGUUCAUGGACGUUGUGGACUCGACGUACGGUGGUGGUAUCUGGGUUGCAGUCAUGAUGAUGGGCCUCAACUAUCUGAUCAUCGUCAACAUAAACUCUGCUGGUUCUCGACUCAUUUGGUCCAUGGCUCGCGAUCGCGCCUUUCCGUUCUCUGAUUACUUCGCACAGGUCAACAGCCACUUCAUGAUGCCCCUACGCAGCAUGAUGGCAUUCCUGGUCGUCAACUUCCUCGUUGGUCUGCUCGUGCUCGGAAGCAAUCUAGCCUUCUAUGCAAUCAUCUCAGGCGGUGGCGUGACCUUGCAGAUAUCCUACUGUGUCCCAAUCCUGUGCGUUGUAUUGAAGGGCCGACAGCACCUACCUCCUCGCCCGCAUUUCGACCUUGGCCGAUGGGGCUAUGCGAUCAACAUUGCCUCCUUACUGUGGAGCAUCGUCGUCCUCCUGUUUUACAUCUUCCCGCAAUAUGUGCCAGUCGCUGGCGCAAUCGAGAACAUGAAUUGGGCCAUAGCCAUCCUCGGUGGGGUCGUACUGCUUGCGGGUGCUUACUGGAUUUUCAAGGGGAGACACGAAUAUCUCGUCUUCAGCAAUACGGUUCUUGAUGAGAACGUUGUGUAUCACGGUGAUGCUGUCCUGACAGGAAGGGAGGCAGCGGCAGCUUUUAGGCAGUCGAAGUUGGAAAAGCACUCAGCGGCUUGAGCCUGAAGCGAAUAGUGUUGGUUGCAGACUUCUUGUGGGUUGACUUUAGAUCUCCUUCAAAGACCAAAAUGGUGAUGCCAUACAACGACGAGGACUGGAAAAGUGAAAAAGAUAGAUGCGGUUUAGCAGAUACAGACUUUGUUAAAUUACACCAGGUUGCAGAUUUGUAAAAGUGGGAUAGUCGUUCUAUCAAUGGAUGUUUAAACCG